CCAGGCACUGCAGUCUGAGAAUUGUCCAAGGCAGUGGAGGGAGAGUUGCAGAUGAGAAUUAAACAUGGGUGUACUCUAUUUGCAUAUAACAGCUCUUCUGCCGUUGUUCGUUUUAAGAGGAUUCUGUGAGCAGAAGAUCAUUGGGGGGUAUGAGGUAACUCCCUACUCUAUCAAAUACCAGGCUUCCAUCCAGUUCCGAUCCUCACAUUACUGUGGUGGGACCUUGAUUCACCCCCAGUGGGUCCUGUCUGCAGCCCACUGUCUGCGGCCGGCCAAGUACCUCAGUGUGGUUCUAAGUGAACACUCUUUGGCAGAGAAUGAGGGCUUUGAGCAGGUGAUCAAUGUUUCUAGAGCUAUUGUUUAUAACUACUACAACCCAUCCACAUUCAACGGUGACAUCAUGCUGCUGAAGCUUGAACAGCCAGCUCAUCUUAAUGCCUAUGUUCAAACAGCCCCCCUUCCCGAGUAUUACAGUUCCAUCCCUCUAGGCACUGUGUGCACAGUGAGUGGAUGGGGGGUGACCUACGUCUACAGCUACACCCUGUCUGAUGACCUCCGAGCAGUCCAGGUCCCUGUGAUCUCUCCUAGCACCUGUAAUAUCAUGUACUUUGGGAAAAUCACAGAUAACAUGGUCUGUGCUGGAUCGUACACUGGAGGAAAAGACUCAUGUCAAGGGGACUCUGGGGGACCGUUGAUCUGUGAUGGUGUAAUUCAAGGCAUUGUUUCCUGGGGAAUAAGCUGUGCCAAUGCACGCUUCCCUGGGGUUUACACAAAGGUGGCCAACUAUGUGCCAUGGAUACAACUAGUAAUAGCAAACUACUGAGCAAGAGUGCCUGGUCCCAACAGCACCUGUGUGACGUCACAUUGCAGAGCUAAUUAGAGUGUUUUUAAUAUUUUUAAUAUUUCUUACAAUGUAAUCUCAAUCAUGUACACAACCCUACCAGCUGACAGUCUCCCUGAACAGAUAAAUGUCUUCUGAUAAAUAUACAUGUAAAUCAGGAAUGUUAAUAACUCAAUGCAGAAAGACUGGGCAGGACCUUUGUCCUGUUCUGGACAGUCUCCAUUGCAUGAGCCCAUUUCUCAAUGAAGAGCAAAGGCAGCCAAUAGUUCUGCAAUAUUCAUCAGUCUGAAUUGAGGGAAUGUUGUAUACAUAUGAUGAAAGUGUAUCAUAAUACUAUCAUUUUUGGGGUGGACAUUUAAAGGACAUUACUACUUGAAGAACUAGACAUGCAUAGGUUAUUACAUGAAUAUGUUAUUCUCAAUAGAUACAAGUCAGAAUCUCCUCGUACAUUUGACAUAUUUCACCAAGCGAAGCGAGCUGCCACUUUUACAUGCACAUGAAGAUUAGAAAGGAAAUACUGUAGAGCACUUUAGCCUCCCAGCCUAGCAGCUUCAUAAGUAUCAAUUCCAUAGAAUAUAACAUAUAUACAUCAGCUCAAUAGACUAAGGAGAAUGCGUCUCUUAAGGGCAUUUUUGUUUUAAGUAAGUAAAGGGCCAAGAUUGGUAAUAUUUUAAUGAGUUGGAUUAUUUAGAUACAUCUAUAACCCAUCUGCAGGCAGUCCCCAUUGUUAAUCCCAGAACAGUGCCCUCUAGUGGUACACACAAUUCUGCAGUAUUCAGGGACCUGACUUCCCUCAUAGAGGUUUAGCAGGGUAUAGCAUGGCUUUCAAAUGGGUAAUCAUGGUAUCUGUGCUUUACCACAGUCCCCACUGAUUUCCUAUGCUAUCCUGUGCGUUACCGUGUCUUCAUUAUGUUUCACUACACUUUGCUGUGCUUUAACCACUCUUCACUCUUGUAAGGGCUGAACUGAACACUCAUUGCUGUAAAUGUGUUUCCAGUUUGGUAGACAUGUUCCAUUAGUGGUUCCACUGUGAUGUGCUUAUGGGGCCCCUAUUAGAUGUUGCAAGUUGAAAAUGUUUUGGCUUAAACCUGUUGAAGUCCAACAGAUGUCUGUAAAGUCCCACUGAUAAGAGCCAUUAGAUGGAUGUUAACUUCUUAAUUCUUCUCUACAGAUUUGAUUCAGAAUGUAUGGCUCUGUAUAAUGUAUGUAUAAUCAGCUGCUCAGUCUCGCAACAAUUGUAUUGAUCUGAUUGGUGUUUGGAAAACAUUUCUUCAAAUAUAAACCUGUGGGAAGUGGCUAAAAUAAUCAAUACAUAAGUCAUAUUAAAAGUGUACCUUUUACCUUUGUUUGUAUUUAGUAGUUAAGUUAGUAGUUAUGUUCCUACGUCUGUAGUGAUACCUCGUACCUUUUAAAUA
This is a messenger RNA of Acipenser ruthenus (sterlet), 2256 nucleotides long. Its product is annotated as trypsin. Gene Ontology annotation, molecular function: serine-type endopeptidase activity. The transcript has 6 exons. The record is from RefSeq and is a predicted model, not a curated record. Lineage: Eukaryota; Metazoa; Chordata; Actinopteri; Acipenseriformes; Acipenseridae. The coding region runs from base 65 to 823 and encodes 252 amino acids. Gene Ontology annotation, biological process: proteolysis.